Molecule: messenger RNA, 894 nt
Organism: Caenorhabditis bovis
Lineage: Eukaryota; Metazoa; Nematoda; Chromadorea; Rhabditida; Rhabditidae
Source: the annotation of a GenBank genome assembly
AUGUUGCUUCUAUCAAUAUUCUGCAUAGGUUUUGCCAAUGGUCUCACCACGAAAUCAAGAAUUGGCGAUGAUUCACAGGUUGGGCGAAUUGUGACAUUUGUCGUCGAAUCCAAAUUGACGUGCUUUUAUGAGCCAUUGGAUGCUGGAAUGAAUCUCGUCCUAUCAAUGAGGCCGACUUAUGCCACCAAUUUUCCAAUGCAAUUUCGGCUAACAUCGCCAAGCGGCGAUUUUAGCGACUGGGCGAAUGGGAACGAAGAAGCCGACAUGGAGCACAACGCCACCGAGACUGGCGACUAUGAGAUUUGCCUUUACUCGCCGAGGCCGAUCAAAGUGAAUUUGAUGAUCCAAUUCCAUGAUCCGGUGAAAGUCGAGAGUUCGAUUAAGAAAUAUGUCGAUGGUAAACAUUUAAGCGCUGAAAUUCAUAAUUCGGUGAUGACUUCAACAAAUUGCAUUUAUAAAAUUUAUUAUUCGCUCAAAUUUUAUAAUCAGAUGGUCGUUCGCGACGAGGCGCUUCAAAUCAAAAACUCCGAUUACAUUCAGAAUUAUAGCAUUGUUUUUUGCAUAUUCUCGAUUUUAAUCUCAUUAUCUCAGCGCGGCUCAUUUCUGAUUCGAAAAGAGGACAUCGACGACGACAGCGAUGAGAUCAAAUGCAUAUGGAGCGUCGAGAAUCAUUUUCUAAUCGUCAAAUGGGUUCCCGUCAAUGGCGGCUAUCAGGUCACGAAUCGCGUGCGUUUCAAUUUCGAUUUUGUCGAAAUUGUGUACAAUUUAUAUAAUAGCGAGCGACCGGAAAAAUAUUUGAUCAUCGACAGCCUCGACCAACACGAGCAUCGCGGGUUUAUCAAAAUCGCCAAAAUUUCGGCGAACGAUCGCAACAAUUUAUUCACAGCCCACUAG